This is a messenger RNA of Centruroides sculpturatus (bark scorpion), 1123 nucleotides long. RefSeq lists its product as uncharacterized. The coding region runs from base 650 to 1123 and encodes 157 amino acids. Lineage: Eukaryota; Metazoa; Arthropoda; Arachnida; Scorpiones; Buthidae. The record is from RefSeq and is a predicted model, not a curated record. The transcript is spliced from 7 exons.
UAUUUAAAUGUAAUAAUGCAACUACAAAUUAUAGUAUUGCUCAAUUUCAUAAAGUAGAAACAGUUUUAUUACAAAUCACAAUAAAUUAGUUAAAAUAAAUCAAAGUGAAUGAACAUAUGGUUUAGAGAUCUGAUAAAUGGAUGCUUCAGAAUAUUGAUAUUUGAACUGAUAAAGCAAAAGUUAUACAUCAUAAUAUUGAAUAUAUUCACGAAUUUGAUUUCAUUUUAAAUAACAUACAUCUUUUAUUCACUGUUGCUUUAAUUAUUUCUGUACAUAAAAAAUGUUAUACUCUAAUUAAUAUAAGUUACUGUUACAUACAUUAUACACAAGAAUAAAAAUUGAAAUCUUCAAUAGUAACAAUAAUAUACUUGAAAAUAUAUUAUACCUAAAUAAAAAUCUACUUUUUAAUAAUAGUCUAGAAGAGGAAGGUGGAGUCUGGUGCAAUGAAUUAUCAGACUAUUGUUGUUAUAGCAACCAAUAUUGAUUCACUAUGUUUAACACAAAUAGUAUGGGUGCUUCACACCUACUUAUACCUUAUUUCAACAGAUCACCUAUAAUUUUCAGAGUGAAUAUUUAAUUUCUAGUCAAUUUUCAAAGUAUCAAUUAUUAAUUUUGUACUGCAUAUAAUUGCUGACGGUGGUAUAUUUCCAUGCUUAAUUCAGGAAAUGCAAUAUUUUCAACAAUCUGGAGUGUUAAUACAGACAUUGAAAAAAACAUAUCACAAAGAAGGAAACCCUUAAUUACUUUUGAACAGUCAGAAUUUCAAGGAUUACCUCUUGGUGAAUAUGAAAAUAAGCGUAAACAAUUAAUAAAAGAAAGAAAUUCUGACUAUAAUAAGUAUUUAACAGAGAAAGAGAAACAGUUAGAAUUGAAGAGAUUUACUCGAAAACUGCAGUCUCACUUAAAUAAUAAUUUUGAAACAAAUAUCAAUAACAGUUACAACAUGCUGACUUCCAAUAACAUAUUUGGUUUUGCUUCUUCAGCUUAUGAUCAGAAUAGAAAUGGAUCAUUUCAAUUUGAUACAAAGAGAAAUAAAGAUGAUUAUAGAAAAGCAUUAGAACAACAAAUGGAGGAACAAAGAAAACGAAAAGAGAUGGAAAAAUUACAAGAAAUGCAAAGGUGA